Messenger RNA from Sphaeroforma arctica JP610, 2061 nucleotides. RefSeq lists its product as hypothetical. Gene Ontology annotation, molecular function: 3'-tRNA processing endoribonuclease activity. NCBI's taxonomy places the organism in Eukaryota, Ichthyosporea, Ichthyophonida. Bases 429 to 1493 code for a protein of 354 amino acids. The transcript has a single exon. The record is from RefSeq and is a predicted model, not a curated record.
CUCUAUAGUAUUUAGAGAAGUAGAAGUUGGGACGUCGGACGAGUUCGUGACAGGGUAAAAUGUUUAAAUAUAUGAUUUCUACUAGAGAAUAUCUACUACUCUCUCUCUCUCUGAGAGUAGACGCUCUCUCAAACUACAGGCAGCAGUAUUGUAAAAGUCAUGUUUCUAAAAGAAAGAGCUCACGUGAUCCCGCUGCUUGUAUUGUACUACAACGAAACAUAGCCUUCUGAAAAUUGAACACGGAAGGCUAUGAACGAGAUUUUACAAGUAGAUUGAUGUAGUGAUGAUUUAUACAUAUAUAGUCAUACUGCAAGUUCUCACGCAGAAUACAUAGCUGUGAUCUAAUACGCUUUUUUUGUCAUCUUCAACCGCAUCACUGUGUGUCUUAAACUCCUUAUUCAUUCCCUUAGUUCAAGGCUACAUACACCAUGCCAUUUAAUUUUGCGGGAUUAACGUCCUUUUCGCUGCCAUUCGUCUUAUCGAGCCUUCUUGCGGUAGUAGCACUUGCCGAGAACAUCACAGAUGCGGACACACCUUGUAUAGACGUUGUGCUCACAGGUACCAUGGCUGGGCCAUUCUUCUUCGGAGGGCUUGCUGGUGCUGGCACACUUGUUAGCAUAGGUACAAAGGAUAAUAACUGUAGUGAUUAUCGCCUACAAUUUGAUAUAGGUCGUGGCACAUCUUUGCGCCUGUCCGAGCUUGGCCUGGCCCCCAAUAACAUCGACGCACUGUUCCUCACGCAUAUGCAUAGUGACCACACUGAAGACUUCACCACCUUUGCCUUAGGCCGGUGGAUGCUUUUAGGUGAGCCCUACGAUGUUGUCUGUAGCGAAGAUGUGGAUGAUAUUAGCUGCACUGAUUUUGUCGAGCACAUUGCUGACGCAUUCGAGGAGUCGGGAGAAAUUGAGCAACGAAUAACAGAGAAUGCCGCGCGCAACUCGGAGGGACCCUCAGCACUGGCGAAUGUGAUGACCUUUGAAACAAGCGAUAAGGCAGAGAGUGUGUGGAAGUCUGCCGAUGGCACAGUUGAAGUCACGGCCAUACGCACAGAGCACAUCGGCGGUAGUGCUGCUUUCCGCAUAGAUUCACCUGCCGGGAGUGUGGUGAUUGGCGGUGAUGCAGCUAAUGAUCUGCCAGCAGAAGAUCGACCUUAUUCGACAUCAGACAAUGUCGAGGCACUAGCUGAAGGAGCGGAUAUACUAGUACACUCUGCCAUUCACCCUGUUAUGUCGCUGGAGGAAUCAACCUUGCCAGCAGCCAUGUACAACAAAUUCAGCACUACAGUUGAUAUCGGGGCGAUGGCCCAACGUGCUGGUGUGCACACAGUCAUCCUCACACACACUAUCCCGCCUCUCGGUGCGGUCAACUGGGGCGCCUUCGCUGUACCUGGUGGAGAAGCUUUGAAAGAGGAUGACUAUGAAAGUUCGGUGAAGGAGGGAGGCUUCAACGGUACCACUAAAGUGGGAACGUAUCUGCAAUCCACGAGGCUAUAGAAUAAUUCGAGCUAUGUGGUCUCUCGAAAAUAAUGGAACAGGAAUAGUCCAACGCAAACAUCCAUGAGAACCAAAGCAGUAUAUAACGCGGGAGGAGUUGUACAAUCCACGAGGAUAUAUCAAAUGAUAACUAGUUGGCCUUUACCUGAACCGAAUAACAUGUGUCAGUGGAAGUAAUGUGACAGCAUAAUCGAACGCAAACAUCCAUGAUCAAUACAUUAGUAUACAACUCGGGAGGAGUUGUACUAUCCACGAAGAGAUAUAAUGAUAACUUGUUGGCCUUUACCUGAGCCGAAUGACACGUGUCCAUUAUACAACAGUGGCAUGUUACCCGGAAUGAAUAUUAAAUCAAGCAUCAAGAGAGAUAUAUCACACGUUCUUCUAAGCAGUGCGUAUUCUGGAUUGCUGGCAUCGUUCUGUUUUCUGGAUCUGACAGACAACAAACGUUAUGUAUGUAUGCUUCAUUGCACAGAAUCGUGUUGAAGUAAAAAAAAUAUGAUUCAGACCGAAAUCUGAAUAUUAUGACUAAAACGGGAGAUACUGCUUGUUUAGGCACAAAGCAAGGAGC